This is a messenger RNA of Xyrauchen texanus (razorback sucker), 2668 nucleotides long. RefSeq names its product 3-hydroxyisobutyryl-CoA hydrolase (gene hibch). Lineage: Eukaryota; Metazoa; Chordata; Actinopteri; Cypriniformes; Catostomidae. The coding region runs from base 108 to 1256 and encodes 382 amino acids. Gene Ontology annotation, molecular function: 3-hydroxyisobutyryl-CoA hydrolase activity. Gene Ontology annotation, cellular component: mitochondrion. Gene Ontology annotation, biological process: L-valine catabolic process. The record is from RefSeq and is a predicted model, not a curated record. The transcript has 14 exons.
GCCAUUAUGCCGUCAUGAAGGAAGACCAUUGAAACAGUUGCAGAAGCGUCUUUCCUGCCUGUGUACCGUGAUCCAGAAAAGUAACUGAACUGUCUUGAGUUUUAACCAUGUCCAUAAUAAUCUUAAAAUCUGCACACAGACUACGAUCAAUCUGUAGAUUGCAGAGAAUACAGGGACACAUGAUGUCAAGUCAAGCUUGGUCGGAAGUUCUGUUCGAGAAAGUGGGGAAUGCUGGUGUCAUCACACUAAACAGGCCCAAAGCUCUCAAUGCUCUCAAUCUCACAAUGAUCAGACACAUUUACCCUCAGCUUAAGAAGUGGGACAACGACUCAGAAACUGAUAUAGUGAUCAUAAAAGGAGCUGGGGGGAAGGCAUUCUGUGCUGGUGGGGAUAUCAGAGCUGUCACAGAGGCUGGAAAAUCUGGAGAUUCCCUUGCUCAAGACUUCUUCUGUGAAGAGUACAUUUUGAACAACACUAUUGGUACAUGUCAGAAACCAUAUGUGGCCCUAAUUGAUGGAAUUACAAUGGGAGGAGGUGUUGGUCUUUCAGUCCAUGGGCGGUUUCGUGUGGCCACUGAGAAGACACUGUUCGCCAUGCCAGAGACGGGCAUUGGUUUGUUCCCAGAUGUUGGGGGUGGCUACUUCCUGCCUAGACUCCAAGGCAAGCUGGGCCUUUUUCUCGCCCUGACAGGGUUCCGUCUUAAAGGAAGAGAUGUGCAGAGAGUCGGUGUGGCUACUCACUUUGUGCAAUCUGAGAAGAUUGCUUCUCUUGAGAAGGAUCUUGUUGACUUGAAGUCUCCUUCUAUCAGUGAUGUGGCCCAGCUGCUGGAUUCUUAUCAGGAACAGUGCAGUCAGGAUGCAGAAAAACCAUUUGUCCUGCAGCAGCACAUAGAGACCAUUGACAGGCUGUUUUCUGCUGCCAGUGUGGAGGAGAUCCUGGAGAACAUUAAGAAAGAUGGCUCUGCUUUUGCACAGAAACAGGCUGAGAUUCUGGCCAAAAUGUCCCCCACUUCACUAAAGUUAACUUUCAGACAGAUUCAAGAAGGAGCGAGAAUGAGUCUGCAGGAGGUGCUGGUGAUGGAGUAUAGACUCAGUCAGGCCUGCAUGAGAGGCCAUGAUUUUUAUGAGGGAGUCAGAGCUGUGCUAAUCGAUAAAGACCAGAGUCCAAAGUGGAAACCUUCCACCCUCUCUGAAGUCUCAGAGAAAACUGUAGAGGAAUGCUUUAGCUCCCUUGGUGAAAGAGACCUCAAACUUUAAAAACCUAACUUUCACAAGCUUUUGAAAUUCAUUACAGAAGUAAUUAAAUAAAGUUAUUUCUGUCAGCAUAUCUGAGAAAUGAAAAAUAUUCUGCUGCUUACAGCUAAAGCAGAUGUUCAUCUGAGACUUCUGCUGAUCCUUGUGUAGAAAUUAACAAUACUGGUUUCUUGAAGGAUUUCAGGGGGUUUCUAUUCAUCAUUCGAAUGGGAAAUGACAUUUACAGUAAGCAAAAUUCAUCAUUCACCCAAAAAUAAAAAUGUUUAUAAUUUACUCACCUUUAUGUCUUUCCAAAGCCGUAUGCUGUUGUUUUUUACGAGAAACACAAAAGGAAAAUUUUAUUCACACAGCCCUUUUCCAUACAACACAGUUUAAAGUGACAGCAGCUGUAAAGUUCAUAAAAGACAAAAAGUUCCAUAAAAGUAGUCAGUAUGACUUGUGCACUAUAUUCCAAGUUUUCUGGAGUCAUACGAUAGCUUUGUGUGAGAAACAGACUGAUAUUUCAGUUAUACACUGAAACACUUCCCCUUUGCUGCAGAUCUCAAAUUUCAUUUUCCAUUUCACAAAAUUGCAGCAUUACUUCGAUUACAUCACGAGAGUAUCAGUCGUGUUAAUAAUGUAAAACCUGACACGGCAGAUCAGCUCGCCAUUUUUUUAUUUAAAUGUGAAUGUGAAGGGCAAGAUUAUCAGUGAAUAAAGAUUUCAUUUUCUUUCUAAGAUAUCAUAUAUAUUCAGAAGACUUGGAAUGUAGUGCAUAUUGAAUACUUUUAUUGGGAGUUUACAGUGGUUUUACUCUUUUUGUAGCUCGACAGCCGUGGUCACUAUAAACUCAUUGUGUGGAAAAGAGCUGUGUAAAGAUUUUUCAAAAGUUCUCCUUUUGUGUUCCGUAGGAGGUAAAAAAAACUUUAGGUGGGUUUCCCAAUUUGGGAAACAAAUUGUGUCUUUUUCCUCCAUACAGUGGAAUAAUUUGUGUAAAUUCUGUGGAAAGACAAUGGCAGACACAAAAUGGCAGUCAUUUUUGCUCAUGCUGCAUCCCAAUCCCCGAUUAACCUUGACAACCUUAACACGUCCACACUGGCCACAUUUCAGUUCAAUAGGAUUAAAGUAUUGACACGUGGUGCUUGUAGUAUGACUGCCAUAUAUAACAGUGUUUACUACACUGUAUUAAUACAAGCAGUUCCACUGGCCUAGAUUAUUGAGGUGUCAAAAUAGAUCUGAAUAAUUCGAAAGCCAUGAUGCCUUGACACACUCAAAUAAUUUGGUUCCUCUUCCGCUUUGCUCAUAAAAAUAUGUGGAUGUUCUUGAAAAACCCAUAUUUCCAUAAACUACAGGUGUUUUGUAUCUGUGUUUUAGUUGUGAUAGUAGUUAUGAAAUGUAUAGAAAUGUAACUUAUCAGCAUUAAAAGUUAUCAUUAA